AUGGCUCGUUGACUGAGUUAAAGUGUUUUGUUGAACAAAUGUUAAAGCUUCAGGGGAAAUGGAGUUCGCCUGGCGGGGAUGUGAAGCUCUUCUGUGACAACGAAUCCAAAUUCAGUAUCAAAUGGUAUGGUCAACGAUCUCGAAAACUUAUCAUUCAAACAGAUAGUGAUGAACAUUAUUUAAAGUUGGAAUUUCAAAAAUUAGCCGGUACAUGCGAGGAUAACAACCCAGACGCUGAUGAAAAUUUUGUUAACCUAAUAACGGACAUAUCCGCUAAGAAAGAUGUAUAUACAGCCGAUGAGGAAAGCCAAGUUAUAUCGCUGGAGAGGUUAAUGGAAGUUGAAGUUACCGACGUGAAUAAACAGAAUCAUGAAACUGUGAGCUGUGUUGUUGACAGGAAUGUGAAAUGCAUCGAUGAACCUGAGGUAUGUGGCCAUGUUUGUACAUGCACUUGUAGCUGUGUUAACGCGGUUGUAAGCGCGGAAUUAGAGGGUUUGAAGUUGGAAAUGACAAUCCUCGAAUCUCGGUUGCUCAGCGUAACCUCUAAAAGCGAUAAUGAGUCUGAGAUAAAAUCGCUCCGAGUAAAAUUAAAAGAUUUGGAAGCCGUAAUUCGACAUCAGGAUGAAUUAAUUCAGGUACUUAACGAAGACAAUUCAUUCUUUAAGUCUAAAUUAUCAUCAAUAGAAAACUUCAUGCUUGAAGUAAUUCAUAAUGUAAAUCAAGAAAACAAUGCUAAUGAUACAAGCCCAAUUAACAUGGAAACUCCAUCUGCAGAUAAAACAACAGCUCAUUUGAAUAGUAAUAAUAAAACCCUAACGGAGAACAAUGAUCGCGGGUCAGCUAAUAAUGUAAUUAAUAUUCCAGCCGAAAUAACACCUUGUAAUGGUGCACAAUUGGAGAACUUGAACAUAAACAAUGAAAGUCCAAUUAACAUUGAAAUCUCAUCUGCAGUUAAAACACCAGCUUGGAUGAAUGAAAACAAUACAAGUUCAAGAACCAGUGUAAUUCCAUCUCCCAAACAAACCCCCCGAGGCUAUCGUAUUAACACAAGUAAAAAGGAAAAAGCAUUAGUGCCGUGCCCUUUCCUAAAAAGGAAAGGCCACUGUUUGAAAGGACCCAGAUGUGACUUUUUGCAUAAAAAUGUUUUACCUGCAGUAUGUGGACCGAAAAUCCAACAAGGAAACCACCCUAAACCACAACAUCAUGAUAAGUCCCGAAUACCCUGUCCCUUUUUACGGAAGAAUGGAUUCUGUCUAAAGGAUGAUAGAUGCGAUUUUUCCCAUUAUCCGGGUCCUGAUAACAUGCCUGCACCAAUUUCCUUUAACCAUUUUCCUUUUUUCCCCCAUUCGAAUUAUUAUUUUCCCUCCUUCCGUCAUCCAAUGCUUCAUCCCUUGUUCCCGAUGUCUCAGCACCCGUACCCACCAAGAGCCCCAAACCCAUAUCCAGACCCCCAAACCCAUAUCCAGAAACCAGAAUCCAGAAUUUGGAUGCAGAGGUAACAAAACAGAUACCUGUCAGAACUACGGCAUGUAAAUUAAACUUGAAGCCCUAUCGUAAUGUUGAUGUUAACAAGCGAGAUACUAAGAAUACGAAACAAUCUCGAUAUGUAAAUUUUAAUAAUUUAAUUUAUGUCAAUUGUACAAAGGAACAAAAGACUUAUUUUAUGCCUAUCAACUUUUGUCUGUUGAACACCAGAUCAAUAAAUAGGAAAGAACUUUUUAUUAAUGACUAUGUCUCUGAGAACGAUAUUGAUAUUCUGACAAUGACUGAGACAUGGUUACGUGAGGAUGAUAACGAAUUUUCUAUUGCUGAAAUCUGCCCAACAGGGUAUCACUUUUACCACGUUACAAGGAAAAAUGCACGAGGUGGAGGAGUUGGUCUCUUACUGAAGAAAUAUAUUAAAGCCAAAAAACAAUCCCAGAGAAAAUUCUCUUCUUUUGAAUAUGUUGAUGUCACCCUGAACUACCGUAACACUUGCACCAGAACGAUUGUCAUUUAUAGACCACCGCCAUCGAAGACUAACAAACUAAGCAGUUCAGUAUUUUUUGAAGAAUUCUGCAUACUUGUAGAACAGUUGAUCAUAUUACCUGGCAAUAUAUUAAUAGCAAUAAUUAAUAGCAAUAAUUUCCAUGUAGAUAACAUUACAGAUACUACUAAACUCAACAGGAUACUGGAAUCGUUUAAUUUACAACAGCACGUCAAUGGGCCAACCCACACGAAAGGCCACACUUUAGAUUUGAUUAUAACAAGGAAUGAAGAUAAAUUAGUUACUGGUAUCAGAAUACAUGAUCCAGUAAUAUCAGAUCAUCUUGCCAUACAUUGUACAUUAAAAUUAGAGAAACAACCAUUGGAGCAAGCUGAAAUUUACUAUCGAAAAUUAAACAAUGUAAACAUGAAUAGUUUCAAUGAAGAUCUAAAAGUGCUAGAUUUAGAUGAUGAUUAUGAUUAUGAUCUCCCAGUCCUUAUUGAUAAAUAUGAAAAUACGCUGAAAGAAACAUUACAGCAACAUGCCCCACAAAAACGACGAAUUAUAACUCUCCGUCCUCUAUCACCAUGGUACAAUGAAGAGAUUGGUCAAGAAAAAAGAAAUCGCAGAAAAUUAGAGCGCCGCUGGCGCGCAUCUGGAUUAUGUAUUGACAGACA
Molecule: messenger RNA, 2643 nt
Organism: Paramuricea clavata
Lineage: Eukaryota; Metazoa; Cnidaria; Anthozoa; Malacalcyonacea; Plexauridae
Source: the annotation of a GenBank genome assembly